This is a messenger RNA of Blastomyces dermatitidis ER-3, 4986 nucleotides long. Its product is annotated as C2H2 type zinc finger domain-containing protein. Gene Ontology annotation, biological process: regulation of transcription by RNA polymerase II. Bases 2065 to 3666 code for a protein of 533 amino acids. The transcript is spliced from 4 exons. NCBI's taxonomy places the organism in Eukaryota, Fungi, Ascomycota, Eurotiomycetes, Onygenales, Ajellomycetaceae. The record is from RefSeq and is a predicted model, not a curated record. Gene Ontology annotation, cellular component: nucleus.
AAUCCUUCAGACCGAACCUCAUCCCUGUAGCGGAAAUCCCGCAAGGUUAGCGUAGAAUAAUUGAUCCAUUAUUAUUAUUAUGAAACCAAAGAUAGCCCAACACAACGAUGUCCAUUCCACAUCAGACAUUUGCCCGUUUAGCGUGGAAUGCCAGGUCACCGUGAUCAACACCGCUCUUCAUUUUCAUCAUAAUAACGGGGUGGAGGUUUGGGUGAUUACUCAGAGAACUCCAGAGGAGGGCGUGGAAGAUUGGCCCAGAGUUUGAAAAGGAGAGGAAGGGGUUUUCCUAUGGUUUUAUAUUUUAUUUACACAGAGUGGUUUUGUUGAAUUAUGACGGUUGCAUGAGCCGCAGGAAGGGGGGGUGGCGCAGCGUUCGCGAAGCCUUGAUUCUACAGCAAAAGUGAGGACACUAUUCCGCCCCGGUCUCCAUAAGUCCAAAUCGCUAGUAGGAGAUGAUCAUUCGGAGAAUAAAGAUGGUGGCGGGGAGCCAUUAUUUUCUCGUAGACAGAGAAAUUGGAAAGUUCGUUUGGAUGUGUGUUCAGAGAAGCGAUUUGGUCUUAUCCUUCUUGUCAAGACCAGCGGCCGGCCAGUAGUGGACGCAGCGAGGAACUCGCCUACCUCACCUGGCACAGCAGCCGCACUUUUCAGCCGGCCACGCUCCGAAUGCCUGGAUAGGAGUGGAUCCGGAGGUGGAUACCUGUACGAUGUUCCGACGUUUCCUGGAGUCCUGUCUGCUGUCGCUUGUGGCAGGCAGGUAAACAUACUCCGUAGCAUAGAUCGAUAUGUUCACACAAUAAAUAUAUUGGGUCUCGCCAACGAUGUUUGGCGCCACAUCAAUCCCUCUAAUAUAAUUUUGUUCUUAUCUUGCAUUGCAUGGCUGCACCGCGUGGCUGGCAACCAAGCGGCGGUUGAGCUGAACUUUUGAGGGCACCACCACCCACUACUAUUCAUAGGGACAAGGAGGUUUUAGACAGAAUAACGACCCAAUUUGGACUGUACUCCGCAGGCUGGAGAAAGCGACUCAUGUCUUUUCUAGUUUAGAAGUUAGAUAGGGGAGAGAGCCAGGAUAUACCGGUGUUGACGAACCGUUGACAUACCGUUGAAGAACCGGAAGGGACAGACAUCCCUCUUUAUACUUUGAAGCUUCUUUUCUUUUCUUUUUCUUUUCUUUUUCUUUUCUGUCCUCUCGAGGCCCUUUUUGAAGAACUUGAUUUGCUUGCCAAUGCUUGGGCCCAUCCAUAAGCAAGGAACCCUGAUCAUAAUUCCCAGGUAAAGCGGGUGCAGUCAGCCGACAGGUGAGGCUCUGCAUUAGAGUGCGCCCGCUAGUGACAGCGAGGUUCCCGCACCCUCGGCCGCCGCUGAGAAAACAAAAUAUACGAGCAACCACCACCGCUACCACAACGCAACGGCCACAACACUCCCACGCUCCCAACAGUUCCCCUCGAUCCCCUAGUAACUCGAUCUCCUCCCUCUCUUCUCGUUUUCCCGGACCUCUCCAUCUCCUUCGCUGUGGCUCCCCCUGAACCUCCGCUCUACCUUCGGAAUCUAUCUGCCUAUCUAUCUUCACACCCCAAGCUGUCUCCUCCCUUUCGCAGCCACCUCCGGGAUCCUAUGCAAGCCUCCUUGAAACGCUUUAUUUGGUCCUAGUAGGAGAGCAUAGUGGAAAUCGUCAUGCUAGUGAGCGAAUCGUUCAACCGCUGCAUGGCCACUUGACGCUUGGCUACCCUCCACCGUGAUCCUCUUGUCUCCUGGAACGGUAUAUUAUAUCAAACUCUCUGUAUAUUCCUCAUCUCGAUACACCACCCUCUUGACGGAGUCCUAGAUAACUGGUUAUUCGCCGUCAUCGUUCCUCACCUUGGUCUCACCAAUCCAGUUAAACAUGCUCUAAGCGCUUGAGAAAUCAACUCGAAUAGUACAGCCUCUAAGCGCCUAAAUUCGAACACGGGAAUUCGACUAGGUGAAGGAAGGCUUGUGACGGAGAAGGGCUAUCUCCGUCUGAUAUAUCCCAAGUAUAUAUAGAAAGGACGCCUAAUAUUUUCUAAUGUGUCUGGGGAAAUCACCACCAUGACGAUGAUGGACGACGUUUACGAUUCUGAUGAUGUAUGCAAUGCUUCUCCUCGCCUUCAACCUACAAAAAUCGAUUAUAGACCCCAUGUCACCCCUCCGCCUUUCUUAAAAGAGCCGGACUCACCGGGCAAGCGAAGUGCUGGGGGGCGUGAUCGUAAGGAUCCUCGUCGACGUCGCAAGAAAAUCCAACCAGCAUAUCGCGACGUGCUAAUUCUCAGCUCCUUAGCCGACCCACAACUUGCCCAUGAGCUUGGACAGAAACCUCUACCAACCGAUUCGCCGCGUGAAUCUAGUAGCCCCGAUAACUACCGUGAUGUGGACGAGGCGGGAAAUGCCCAGGAUACUUCGAUGUCAGAUGUUCAUACCUCCUGCGCGCGACAAACAGCCCAACAUGCCUUGAAUUUAAUUCUGCAGGAUGAUGACAUGCAAGGGGAGCCCCAGAAACUAGGCGCGAAAGUAGAGAGGUCGUUUGGCGAAGAGUUGCGGGCACCGUCGCGGCCGCCAUAUUUUUUAGAGCCUCAGGCCUCUCCACAACAUCUACAGAGCCCCAUGAUUUCCUCCCCGAUAGAUAAAGAUAUUGCGAACUGGUCUCGGCUUAAAAAACUACCGAUAUCGAUACCGGAAUCUCAGCCGCGUGUGUGCGUAAAAGAAGCAGUGGCUACUUCUCCUACGUUAAGAAAAUACACGAUAUCCACGUCCGAUUGCGCUGCGGGAGAAACACUCCCCGCAUUACAAUCUCGACCUGAAUCUAUCUCUGCCAAAUCUCCUGAAAACAGUCAGAAUCUCCCAUCUAUAGGAGACGCAUUGAAUGGUCAUCUCGGUUCAAUAAACGCGGUUCCGCGUAUAUUUUCACCGGGAGUAAACCCACUCCCCCCACAAGCACGAAAUAUUCAAGAACCACCACCCCGUCGCCUUUCUGAACAGUAUAUCCCGCCACCUCUCACAUCAGCAUCACCAUCGUUUCUUUCUCCGGAAAGUUCAACGGACAUGUCUGCUAGUCUAUCACCAGUGGCUUGUCCGGCCCAGCCAUCAUAUUGGCAACAAACAGCGGAUAAGGGGCGGUCUUAUUCACACUCUCCAGGGGAUCACGGCUCACAAUUCACCAGUAGUCCGAGCGCUGGCUAUCCAACACCAAUUGAGCUUGGGAAAGGUGGUGCCUAUGACUCCCCCCCCAUUCAUCCAAGCGGACACACGCCAGCUAGUGGUCCGCUUAAUUCUUCCGGUUUUAAAUGCAAUUAUCCUGAUUGCAAAGCUGAACCGUUUCAAACACAAUAUCUUCUCAAUUCACACGCAAAUGUACACUCACAAAACCGUCCAUUCUACUGUCCGGUAAAAGGCUGUCCGCGCGGCGAAGGCGGGAAAGGCUUCAAGCGCAAAAAUGAAAUGAAACGCCAUGGCCUCGUCCACGACUCGCCGGGUUAUGUAUGCCCAUUCUGCCCAGAUCAGCAACACACCUAUCCGCGCCCGGAUAAUUUACAGAGACAUGUCCGGGUACACCAUGUAGACAAAGACCGCGAAGACCCCGAACUAAGACGAGUCCUUGCUCAGCGACCGGAAGGCGGCAUGCGGGGCAGACGACGCCGCAACGGAGUUCAGUAGCAUUUCUCGAGCAAUUUUUGCUCGUGCUUUGACCAUAUGUUCAUUCUCGUUACGAUUCUUUAACCGUAUCUAUGACGACUCUUAUUACACGUGUUAUCCCCAAAAUCUUUAUUCAUUUCCCUUCAUUGCUGAUUCGACUCUUGUCAUGACGGAAAUCUCUCAGCUAUCCCACAUAUCCUUACUUUUACUCUUUUCUUUUUCUUCCAACCCAAGUUCUCUCUCAAUAAGCAUGCAUUUAUCAUUCAUUUUUUAUCCCCCACUUUUCCUCCUGGUGCAAGUAUCGUGCAUACAAAAAUUCAUUUGCUCCUUCUUUCUUUCUUCUCUUUCGUUCGUGUUAUAUAUUUUUUAUAUUCUAUUCUUCUUUUUAUGCCCUUUUUAUAUUUUACAUUCGCUGUUCAUAAUUUUAUUUUUACACAUAUGGAGGGCGAAAGAGGGGCGCAAAACGGCGUAUAUUGUUGUUAACUUCUUUUAUUUCUCUUUUUUUGUUGUUGGCAUCUUGAUCCUUUUUUUUCUCCUAUUUUUCUUGUUUUUCUUUUAUUUCCCCCUUUCGCGGCACAUAAGUUACGUCCGUUUAUAUACUUAACAUUUUAUACUGUUUAUUUUACCCUACUCUUGCGUUCCGGCCACCGACGAAACCCUUUAUCAACGCCGCGAACGACUCUUUCAAUUCUAUUUCCGCUACACAAGAAACGAUCACCCCGGACAGACCAGAGCAGAUGAUGGCUUAGUGGAACUUAAACUUGCUUUGACCUUUGAUUUUGCCAUGACUUGAUUCCCCCUCUUGCUGAUUUUUAUCAUUCUUCGUUCCUUCGUUUUGGCGCCUAGGGGCAUAUCUUGCUCUGCUUUCACGCUUUGCAUUUCUUUACAUUCCUGUCCUUGUUGCGUGUUUGACCCUUGUUAUUCGUUUAUAUAUUUGUCUUCGAUUUUUCUUUCGUUUUCUUUUUAGUUCACUUCUAUUAUUAUUAUAUAUUAUACGUACAUAUAUAUAUAUAUAUACAUAUAUUAUCUAGAUAUUGCGUUAAUACCCCCCCCCCAAGAAAAGUUUCAUGCUGUGAAUUUCCUUGCUGGGUUUUAUGUGGUUUUCAACUUUUUAUGGUAAGAGGGCUAAUGAAGAGAUGAAAAUGACGAUAAGGAUGAGGAAUGGGGAGAAAUAUAAGUAUGACUCAACUAAAUAGCUCUUCGGGCUAUUGUACGUGUAUGUUAGUUAAGGUUUAUGUUCAUUCAUGCCAUUAUCUAAAGUACCACGGAUGUCUAUAUUUCAUAUAUAAACCAGGACAUUAUCCUGCUAUCGUCAGCUGUCGGCGGUAAAAGUAACGCUUG